Molecule: messenger RNA, 273 nt
Organism: Thelazia callipaeda (thelaziosis nematode)
Lineage: Eukaryota; Metazoa; Nematoda; Chromadorea; Rhabditida; Thelaziidae
Source: the annotation of a GenBank genome assembly
AUGGUUUCACGUAAGAAUCUGUUCAUGCAGUUGCUUCGAUCUGAUGUAAUUUACUGGUUUCCAGCUUGUAUAUUGUUGGGAGCGGCUUUCGAACUUUUUAAGACAAAGUUCACAUUUAUGGGUGUGAAUUAUUAUACAGUAUUCAAAAAAAAACAAAUGUUGCAACAAUUAGAUGAUUUUGAAAACUGGCUCAAACAAAUGGAUGAAUUGUCGUCUCAAGCAGUGCAGUCACAGCUUGAAGCAAGAAAGCUAAACUCUUCAAAGCAGUCAUAG